This is a messenger RNA of Neocloeon triangulifer, 762 nucleotides long. Its product is annotated as C-type lectin 37Da-like. Gene Ontology annotation, molecular function: carbohydrate binding. Gene Ontology annotation, cellular component: external side of plasma membrane. Bases 61 to 669 code for a protein of 202 amino acids. Gene Ontology annotation, biological process: biological process involved in interspecies interaction between organisms. The record is from RefSeq and is a predicted model, not a curated record. Lineage: Eukaryota; Metazoa; Arthropoda; Insecta; Ephemeroptera; Baetidae. The transcript is spliced from 5 exons.
ACGCACUCGCAAAACUGCGCCUCUCACUUUGAUUUGCACCCGAGAAGCACCCUAGAGACAAUGUUGCAGAGAGGGCUCUGGAUCGCUUUUUUCUUCCUCAUGGUUACAUGGGAAAUUUCUGCCGUAACGCAGGAAUUAUCAAAGUGCAAGAGGGAGAAAUCAGAGUUGCAAGAAAAACUAGACACUUUGAAGCAAGAAAGUGAACAUGAGCGGAACUCCAUCAUCAAUCUAACUGCAAAGUACUGCGCGUGUACAAAGAAAAAUCUUCAUUGUAUCUACGCAGGCAGAAAUUUGAACAUGACGCGUUUGAGUACCGGAACCUACUAUGCAAACCACAGCAAAGUUUCAUGGAAGGUUGCGCAUGAUUUCUGUGCUUUGCAUGGACUACAUUUAGUUGAAAUUGAAUCCCGGACAGAGAUGGCCGAGGUCGAAAAAGUUCAAACUGAAUCCAGCUAUUGGACAGCAGGGACAGACAGAGGUGACCCUGGGCAAUUUCGCUGGAAGGUGAACGGACAAGAAGUGAAUCCGACUCUCUGGUAUUUGAGUCAGCCGGACAGUUUUGGCCCUGGCAGAGUCAGCUGCGUUAAUUUGCUGCACGAACGGCUUUUUGACGACCCAUGCGACCAUGAAUAUGGAUUUAUUUGCGAGUUACCUCGAGAAUGCAAGUAAAAAAAAUGGGAAGGCUGAGAAAAUACAGAUAAUGUAAUAAUAGAUUUGUGACAAGUCCAAGUGCAAGAUAUUAUAUUUAAUGGAAUUUUUAAA